Molecule: messenger RNA, 1952 nt
Organism: Paralichthys olivaceus (Japanese flounder)
Lineage: Eukaryota; Metazoa; Chordata; Actinopteri; Pleuronectiformes; Paralichthyidae
Source: RefSeq, a predicted model, not a curated record
GGAUCAGAGCCCAGAACGUCCUCAGCAGUGCUCCUCCACGUGUCUCCUCCGAUCACAGUCUGGAGAAACAACCGUGGAAACAAAGGCAAGAGUUGAACUGUUGUCAGAACACACGCUCUCCGCCUGGGGGCGUUCACACAGAGCACGUGAACGCAUCGUCCGGUCAACGUGCGUGUCGGUGCUGCUCCGCCCUCACAGACGCUGACAGCGAGGACUCCACACAGUCUGCGGAACAGACGCAGCCACAGACGCAGUCACCAUGAAGCAGGUCAGCCUGUCCAGGAUCUUCGUCAUUAUCGUGUGCGCGCUGGUUUUCGUCGCGGUUUUGGUCGUGAACGCUUUGGCCGGCGCGGGGAAAGGAUUUUUCCAUUCCAGUACUGGUAACGUGUCAGCCCGCUAUGAGACAGACAUCACUCCAGCCGGCUGGACCUUCUCCAUCUGGGGGGUUAUCUAUACCUGGCUCACCCUCAUGGUCAUAUACAUCACCUGCUAUGUUUUCAGAGGAUCCUGGGCUCAGUGCCUGCUGCCCUGUGCCUUCUAUUUCUGUUGGCUGUCCAACAUGGUGAUGAAUGUGACAUGGCUGGUGCUGUGGGACAGAGAGCUGAUGCUGGCGUCUCUGGUUAUUUUAAUCCUGAUUGCGAUAUCCAACUUCAGCGCCUUGUUCUUCUGUUGCUUUGCCACAGAUUAUUAUGGAAUCUGGUUGCAGACAUACCAUCGCAAAGACCUGGCCUGUCUCUACAUACUGGUCCAGAAUGGUUUGGCUCUGUACACCACGUGGACGUCCAUCGCCUCUCUGAUCAACUUCUCAUUGGUCCUCCACCUGUGGGGUCUGGACAGGAAUACAGCAGCCACCGCCUCGCUGUGCAUCCUGUUGGGAGAGGUGGCACUUUGGUUCAUCCUUGAGAACUGGGUGCUGGACCGCUGGGUGCGGAACAUCCUGACAGUGUACCCUGUGGUGAUUGUGGCGCUGGUCGGAAACGUCUACAAACAUUUUAACCCGGCCGAUCCCACUCCAAAUUCUGUCUUCAUGGUUGUACUGCUGGUGUUGGCGUGUGUCCUGCUGGUGUCCCGAGUCUGCACAGUCAUCUGGAAGAACAGGUGGAGGCCUCUCCACUCCCCAGGCUCAGCACGGGUGAUGGUGUCACCUCUCGACAGCAGAAAAUUCAGGAUCUUCUCUUAAAACAGAAGGAUCUGUCCCCCUGCAGGCCCUCAACUCUCACACACUGACUUUAUAUUCACAUAAGCCACUGCAGAGUUCAUCGAGUCAUAGAGUUAUAAUGAGAAGACAGGAAACCCUCUGAUUUUGUCUGCUCUCAAACAGCUGUGCUUUCAUAUCUUAAACACUUUAAAAUACUAACAACCUACUUUAACUGUUUACCACUUACAUUCUUAUUGUUCAUAUGUAAAGUUGUUUUUACUGAAUGACUUAAUUAUCAUGUUUGUAUUUUUUGAAGGCAGUCUUAUUUGUGCAUCAAUGGCUUUUGAAUUUUGUAUCUACACAGUGGCUGUCAAUGUGUUUACCUUUUGACGAUAUGAUUUGUCUAAGAAGACGCUUUGAAUUCAGUCUGAUUAGCUAAGUAAGACCCUGUUAUUUUAUAGAACAGAGGACAGGCCUGAUAUAACAGAAAAUGUCUCCCUCUUACUCAUUGUAUGCCUUUUAUUAUUCAGCUUCUGCCAUGUGCAGUAAGUGCUCUUCAUUCAGACAGAUUAGGAACUGCCUCUUGGUUCUUCAAACAGCUUAGCACUUUAUUUUCUUAUCUUUUUUUCUUUGUCUUGCUGUUUUCUUUGUUGUUUAUCAUAUACCAUGGAUUUUACUCUGAAGUGUGUGCAUUGUACCCACGCUAUUGAUAUCUUUAGCUGUCUAAAAGUGUUCAUGUUCCCUGUUUUUGUGUUGUUAUGCUGCAAAUAAUGUUUCCCCAUGAGGGAAAAUAAAGCUUAUUAACAACAAUGAU